CCAUCCACACGUGCUGUGUGUUCAUUAGCCACAUCCUUUCCAAACACUUUGUUGGUAUUUCAAGCUGUCUGCAUUGCUCAUGGAACUUACUAGAAAAUGACUCUUCCCUUUUGCAGCCAUCGCUGAAGUGGCAGCGGCCAAAAUGAAGUUCAAUCCCUUUGUGACUUCUGAGCGAAGCAAGAACCGCAAAAGGCAUUUCGAUGCCCCUUCCCACAUCUUCAGGGAGAUUAUGUCUUCCCCUCUUUCCAAAGAGCUGAGACCUAAGGACAAUGUUCGAUCCAUGCCCAUCCAAAAGGAUGAUGUAGUUCAGGUGGUUCUGGGACAAUAUAAAGGUCAGCAAAUUUGCAAAGUAGUCCAGGUUUACAGGAAGAAAUAUGUCAUCUGCAUUGAACCGGUGCGGCAGGAAGAGGCUAAUGGCACAAUUGCUCAUGUGGACACUCACCCCAGCAAGGUGGUUAUUACUAGGCUUAAACUGAGCAAAGACCACAAAAAGAUCCUUGAAUGGAAAGCCAAGUCUCACCAAGUAGGAAAGGAAAAGGGCAAGUACAAAGAAGAAACAAUUGAGUAGAUGCAGGAAUAAAAUAAUCUUAUGUACAAUUUUCAUUAAAAAAUGCUAAAAUGAAAAAAAAAUAACUUGAAUUUGUGAUUU
This is a messenger RNA of Lemur catta (Ring-tailed lemur), 649 nucleotides long. RefSeq names its product 60S ribosomal protein L26-like. NCBI's taxonomy places the organism in Eukaryota, Metazoa, Chordata, Mammalia, Primates, Lemuridae. The record is from RefSeq and is a predicted model, not a curated record. Gene Ontology annotation, biological process: ribosomal large subunit biogenesis; cytoplasmic translation. Bases 143 to 568 code for a protein of 141 amino acids. Gene Ontology annotation, cellular component: cytosolic large ribosomal subunit. The transcript has a single exon. Gene Ontology annotation, molecular function: structural constituent of ribosome; RNA binding.